Molecule: messenger RNA, 2752 nt
Organism: Cloeon dipterum
Lineage: Eukaryota; Metazoa; Arthropoda; Insecta; Ephemeroptera; Baetidae
Gene: mal
Product: maroon-like
Exons: 11
Coding region: 453-2708 (751 amino acids)
Biological process (GO): Mo-molybdopterin cofactor biosynthetic process
Molecular function (GO): pyridoxal phosphate binding; molybdenum cofactor sulfurtransferase activity; molybdenum ion binding
Source: RefSeq, a predicted model, not a curated record
UACACAGGCGAACCUUUAGAAAAGAUCAAUUCAAAAUUUUCCUUCUUAUUGAAGUAAAGUACCAAAUUUUUAUUUCAAUUUCCUAGAGGCCCGAGCUUUAUUAAGUUGGCAGCACUCGUCAACAGCGGCUGUUUUUAAACUUGUAAAUAAACACGACUGAAUGAUGCUGAAUUUUUCCUUCCAUUUUUCCACUUUGCAUUUAUAUUUAUACACUCAAUGAAAUUCGCACAAGUGUGCAUUUUCUACCCGUAAGGAAACUCGACUCCCUCUGACUAAAAGAGUGAGAUAUGCGUCCGCUGUCGUGGUGACGUUUCCUGUGACCCGAGACCAUACCAGUCAUGUGACCUGCACCUGAAACCAUUGCUAUUGCUGAUGCUGCACUUCUUAUCUCGGCUCACUGAUAUUGCGACAAGUUUAAAGUGGGAUGCGGUACGGAGAUAAUCUAUCUGGAAAUGGAUUUUGAGGAAGUCUAUGACGCCCAAACAAGAGAAAGACUGCAAAGAGAAUUUAGCAGAUUAAAAGAUGUUGCGUACCUGGACCAUACUGGUGCUACCCUCUACCCUGAGGGCCUAGUGGAGGCCAUCAGCUCCGACCUGCGCAUCAACCUUUACGGAAACCCACACGCCCUAAACUCAAGCAGCCGGCUCAGCAGUGAUGUAGUUGAGCAAACGAGGGAGAGAGUCCUCUCAUUUUUCGGCACUAGCUCUUUAAAAUAUGACGUCAUCUUUACCUCUGGCGCAACCCAGGCCCUGGCGAUCGUAGCGAACUGCUUCAGCUGGAGGGAUGGACAGGCCUAUGCGUACUUUGCGGAAAGCCACACCUCGGUUGUUGGUGUUCGGCAAGUGGCCGCACAGAGAGGAGCUAAAAUCAUUCCCAUCACUCAAGAAAAGAUUGAAUCAAUAUUCAACAAAAACUCGCCGAUUGGGGCACAGGGUGGCUUAUUUGCUUUCCCUGGCCAGUGCAACUUUUCCGGGGCGAAAUAUCCACUGAAGUGGGUGGACAAAAUUCGACAACGUGGUGACUGGAGCGUGCUGCUCGACGCCGCCUCUCUGGCCGCAACCAGCCGGCUGGACCUUUCGUCGAUUUCGCCUGACUUUGUCUGCAUUUCGUUUUACAAAAUUUUCGGCCUUCCCACUGGCCUUGGAGCCCUGCUUGUCAGCCUCGGGGCUGAAGAGCGGCUGGAGAAGAAUUACUUCGGGGGCGGCACGGUCCUCAUGGCCCUCGCCUCGGGCAAACUGAGGCACGAGUUGAGACCAGUUCUGCAUGAAAGGAUUGAGGAUGGCACCAUCAAUUUCUUGGACAUUGUGCAGCUAGGACAGGCCUUCAAGUACUUCGCAAACCUUAUUCCUGGAGGAAUGUCUUCAGUUGAAGAGCACACAUUUCGACUAGCCAAAUACUUAUUCCACGCUUUGAGUGACCUGAAGCACUUCAACGACAAACCUCUUGCUGUGAUUUAUCAAGACAAUAAUUUUAAGUCCAAGACGCAACAGGGUCCAAUCGUCAACUUCAAUUUAAAGCGAGCCGAUGAAACUUUUAUUGGUUUUUCCGAGGUUCUACACUUGUGCAAUUUGUUUAACGUCCACGUCCGUACAGGCUGUUUUUGCAACCCUGGAGCCUGUCAGAGGCAUUUGAAAAUGACCGUAGAUGAGCUUGAACAACAGUUUGAGGCUGGUCAUGUGUGUGGCGACGCCAUCGACCUGUUAGGUGGGCGUCCAACCGGCUCCGUUCGCGCUUCAGUCGGCUACUGCAGCACAAAAGAGGACAUGGACGCACUGGUUGGUCUGGUCAAAAAGUGCUUCCUGGAGACGACCCCCUCAAAGGACAGGUCAGACCUACGGCUGGAAAAUCUGGAGACGAAUGCAAGCAAAGAGCCGAGACUGAGUAGGCUCUUUUUGUAUCCAGUGAAGUCGUGCGGCGCUCAGGAGGUUCAGUCCUGGCCGCUGGACCACAAGGGCCUGGUGGGUGACCGUGGCUGGAUGGUGGCCACUGACGCCUCUACGCCCCUCACACAGAAGACCUGUCCCAGAAUGUGCCUUGUCAAACCGACGCUUGAUUUGGAAAACAAUGUUUUACACCUCUCCUUCCCAGGCAUGUCUGAUGUUAGUAUAAGCAUCCUCCAUGACAGGUCCUCAAAUGAUUCAUCUUCAAGCAAAAUCUGCGGAGUAAUGGUACAGACAGUAGACUGUGGCGAUCAGGUUGCUGAGUGGCUGAGUCUUGCACUUGAAAUUUCUGGCCUUAGACUUCUGCAGCAAUGGUCAGACGACUUAAGAAAGCAAAAGAAAGGCAACGCCAACCUGUCGCUGUCCAAUCAAUCUCAGUUUCUGCUGGUCGGACUGUCCAGUCUUGCCUCGCUGGAGAAGCAAGUUGCGGAAUCUGCUGCAGAAGAUGAAUGCUGUGAAGGGGAAAACCUUCUGCAAAGGUUCCGUUGCAAUAUGAUUGUGACCGGAUGGCCUGCGUUUGAGGAGAAAAUGUUAAAAGCCAUCAAAAUCGGCGGAGUUAUUUUAAAAAGUGACGGGCCAUGCACCAGAUGCCAAAUGGUCUGCAUUGACCAAAGAAAAGGUGAUAAAACGGUAGAGCCGUUGAGGACCAUAGCUGCUGCGGGUCAGGGAAAAAUGCAGUUCGGAAUUUACUUCUCACAAUUGCGAUCCAUGAGAGACAAACACAAUAUCUUUGUUGGCUCACCAGUUAAGAAAAUUGAAGUUGUUUAACAAAAAAAUUCAUUGAUUAAAUUUAUUGAAUAAGAAAAUUAAAA